This is a messenger RNA of Kogia breviceps (pygmy sperm whale), 3717 nucleotides long. It is a transcript of the gene PPFIA4, whose product is annotated as PTPRF interacting protein alpha 4. NCBI's taxonomy places the organism in Eukaryota, Metazoa, Chordata, Mammalia, Artiodactyla, Physeteridae. Gene Ontology annotation, molecular function: protein binding. The record is from RefSeq and is a predicted model, not a curated record. Gene Ontology annotation, biological process: synapse organization. Gene Ontology annotation, cellular component: presynaptic active zone.
AUGUGUGAAGUGAUGCCCACAAUCAAUGAGGGGGACCCCCUGGGGACUCCCCAUGGAACGGAUGCUGACGCCAACUUUGAGCAGCUGAUGGUGAACAUGCUGGAUGAGCGGGAGAAGUUGCUAGAGUCCCUUCGGGAGAGUCAGGAGACUUUGGCGGCGACACAGAGCCGGCUCCAGGAUGCCCUGCAUGAGCGAGACCAGCUCCAGUGCCACCUUAACUCUGCCCUUCCCCAGGAAUUUGCCACCUUAACCCGGGAGCUGAGUAUGUGUCGGGAGCAGCUUCUAGAGAGGGAGGAAGAGAUAUCAGAGCUGAAAGCAGAGCGGAAUAACACGAGGUUGCUUCUGGAACAUCUGGAGUGCCUAGUGUCCCGUCAUGAGAGGUCACUGAGGAUGACUGUGGUGAAGCGUCAGGCUCAGUCACCUUCAGGGGUUUCCAGUGAGGUGGAGGUGCUGAAGGCUCUCAAGUCACUGUUUGAGCAUCACAAGGCCCUGGAUGAGAAGGUGCGAGAGCGGCUCCGGGUGGCCCUGGAGAGAGUGACCACCUUGGAAGAGCAGUUGGCGGGUGCCCACCAGCAGGUGUCUGCCCUACAGCAGGAGGCAGGGGUUCAGGAUGGAGUGGCAGAAGAGGAGGGGACUGUGGAACUGGGACCGAAAUGCCUGUGGAAGCAUGACGCGGGACAGGUAGAAGAGCUGCAGGAGCUCCUGGAGAAGCAGAACUUUGAGUUGAGCCAGGCCCGGGAGCGACUGGUCACCCUGACAGCAACCGUGGCCGAACUUGAGGAGGACCUGGGCACGGCCCGCCGGGACCUCAUCAAGUCAGAGGAGCUGAGCAGCAAACAUCAGCGGGACCUCCGGGAAGCUCUAGCCCAGAAGGAGGACAUGGAGGAGCGAAUAACCACACUGGAGAAGCGCUACCUGGCUGCUCAGCGUGAGGCUACAUCGAUUCAUGACGUCAACAACAAACUGGAGAAUGAGCUGGCCAAUAAGGAGUCCCUGCACCGCCAGUGUGAGGAGAAAGCCCAACAUCUGCAGGAGCUACUGGAGGUAGCAGAGCAGAAACUGCAGCAGACGAUGCGCAAGGCUGAGACGCUGCCAGAGGUGGAGGCUGAGCUGGCCCAGAGAAUUGCAGCCCUCACCAAGGCUGAAGAGCGGCAUGGCAACAUUGAGGAGCACCUGCGGCAGCUGGAGGGACGGCUGCAGGAAAAGAACCAAGAGCUGGCCAGGGUGCGCCAGCGGGAGAAGAUGAACGAGGACCACAACAAGCGACUGUCAGACACCGUGGACCGACUGCUUAGCGAGUCGAAUGAGCGCCUGCAGCUCCACCUCAAGGAGCGCAUGGCAGCCCUGGAGGAGAAGAACACACUGAUCCAAGAGCUGGAGAGCUCCCAGCGGCAGAUUGAAGAACAGCACCAUCACAAGGGCCGCCUGUCUGAAGAGAUUGAGAAGCUGCGCCAAGAGGUGGACCAGCUGAAGGGUCGAGGAGGGCCAUUUGUGGAUGGCAUCCACUUCAGGGCUCACAUAGGCAGUGCAGCAGAUGUGCGGUUCUCCCUGAGCGCAACUGCCCACGCACCUCAAGGUCUGCAUCGUUGCUACUCAGCACUGCGGGAAGAGUCUGCCAAGGACUGGGAGCCAUCUCCACUGCCUGGGGUGCUGGUCCCCACAGCCACCCCUGCCUUUGACAGUGACCCUGAGAUCUCUGAUGUGGAUGAGGAUGAGCCAGGGGGUCUGGUGGGCUCCAUGGACGUUGUCUCCCCCAGCAGCCACUCAGACGCCCAGACCCUGGCCAUGAUGCUUCAGGAGCAGCUGGAUGCUAUCAACGAGGAGAUCAGGAUGAUCCAGGAGGAGAAGGAGUCCACAGAGCUCCGUGCUGAGGAGAUUGAGACACGAGUGACUAGUGGCAGCAUGGAGGCCCUAAACCUGACCCAGCUGCGCAGACGUGGUUCCAUCCCCACCUCUCUGACUGCCCUGUCCCUGGCCAGCGCAUCCCCUCCAUUCAGAGGCUGCUCCACACCUAAACUUACUUCCCACAGUGCUACCCAGGACCUGGACCGAAUGGGGGUCAUGACCUUGCCCAGUGACUUGAGAAAGCAUAGGAGGAAGCUGCUGUCACCAGUGUCUCGGGAAGAGAACCGAGAGGAUAAAGCCACCAUAAAAUGUGAGACUUCUCCUCCUUCCUCACCCAGGACGCUGCAGCUAGAGAAGCUUGGCCACCCAGCCCUGAGCCAGGAAGAAGGCAAGAGUGCUUUGGAGGAUCCAGGCAGCAACCCCAGCAGCAGCAACAGCAGCCAGGACUCCUUGCACAAGGGCGCCAAGCGCAAGGGCAUCAAAUCAUCCAUCGGCCGCCUGUUUGGGAAGAAGGAGAAAGGCAGGCUGAUCCAGCUGAGCCAGGACGGAGCCACGGGCCAUGUUCUGCUAACAGACUCUGAGCUCGGUCUGCAGGAGCCCAUGGUACCUACCAAGCUGGGGACCCAGGCAGAAAAGGACCGGCGGCUGAAGAAGAAACACCAGCUGCUUGAAGAUGCCCGCAGAAAAGGAAUGCCCUUUGCCCAGUGGGACGGCCCUACUGUGGUUUCCUGGCUAGAGCUCUGGGUGGGGAUGCCUGCUUGGUAUGUGGCAGCCUGCCGGGCCAACGUCAAGAGUGGUGCCAUCAUGUCAGCCCUCUCGGACACAGAGAUCCAGCGGGAAAUUGGCAUCAGUAAUGCCCUGCACCGGCUCAAGCUCCGGCUGGCUAUCCAGGAGAUGGUGUCGCUGACCAGCCCCUCUGCCCCGCCCACCUCCAGGACUUCUUCUGGGAAUGUCUGGGUCACACAUGAAGAGAUGGAAACUCUCGCAACAUCCACUAAAACAGACAGUGAGGAGGGCAGCUGGGCUCAGACCCUGGCCUAUGGGGACAUGAACCACGAGUGGAUUGGGAACCAGUGGCUGCCCAGCCUGGGGCUCCCCCAGUACCGCAGCUACUUCAUGGAGUGCCUUGUGGACGCUCGCAUGCUGGAUCACCUCACCAAGAAGGACCUGCGGGUCCACCUGAAGAUGGUGGACAGCUUCCACCGAACCAGUCUUCAGUAUGGCAUCAUGUGUCUGAAGAGGCUGAAUUAUGACCGGAAGGAGCUAGAGAAGAGGCGGGAGGAAAGCCAGCAUGAGAUCAAGGAUGUGCUGGUCUGGACCAACGACCAGGUGGUUCAUUGGGUCCAGUCUAUUGGGCUCCGGGACUAUGCAGGAAACCUGCAUGAGAGUGGUGUGCAUGGUGCUCUGCUGGCCCUGGACGAGAACUUCGACCACAACGCAUUGGCCCUGGUCCUCCAGAUACCCACGCAGAAUACCCAGGCACGCCAGGUGAUGGAGAGAGAGUUCAACAACCUGUUGGCCUUGGGCACAGACCGGAAGCUGGAUGAUGGGGAGGACAAAGUGUUCCGCCGCGCGCCCUCCUGGAGGAAACGCUUCCGGCCGCGGGACCACCAUGGCAGCGCCAUGCUCAGCGCCUCUGCCGAAACGCUCCCGGUAGGCUUCCGCGUGUCCACCCUGGGGCCAUUGCAGCCUCCACCGGCCCCGCCAAAGAAGAUCAUGCCUGAAGCUCACUCUCACUAUCUCUAUGGACACAUGCUCUCCGCCUUCCGGGACUAGCUACAGCCCCCAAGGCCAGCUUCCUCCUGCUUGGUUUCACAGGCUCGGAGAGCCCUUAACCCUCCUGCUCGGUCGCCUUACUCCCACGGCUCCUAG